Messenger RNA from Trichophyton benhamiae CBS 112371, 1173 nucleotides. RefSeq names its product NGG1 interacting factor Nif3, putative. The transcript has 4 exons. Gene Ontology annotation, cellular component: cytoplasm; mitochondrion. The record is from RefSeq and is a predicted model, not a curated record. Bases 1 to 1173 code for a protein of 390 amino acids. Lineage: Eukaryota; Fungi; Ascomycota; Eurotiomycetes; Onygenales; Arthrodermataceae.
AUGACGGUUGGCCGGCGGAAGGCUGGAAGUAUGCGGGAGGCGAGGCGGGAGGACAUAAGUGGUGAAGAAGAGAAGGAAGAAAUAAGGAGGAAGAAGAAGAAGAAGAAAGAGAAGAAAGAGAGAGGAUGGCGGAAGAGAGGAGUCUCAUCAACAUCCAUCGUCGUCGCUGCUAGUCAUCGUUCAUUCGCCCCAAUUUACUCAGUUUCACAGCCAAUGCUUGCUACGUCUCUCAGAAACGCGUCCAGGAUGGCUACCGUUUGCUCCCCCUUCUCCAAGGCCGUCGUCAGGUGCAUGCAGAAGUUUUCUCUGACUCCUACUUAUUAUGCCCACUUGCUAACACCAGCUCUCGAAGUACUCCUCGAAGCACCGCUGAACAAACACCGCCGGCUCAAAAACUCCGUCCUCCUGGCCGUCGACCUCACAAAGGCCGUGGCCGAUGAAGCCAUCGCCAGAGGUGACUCCAUCAUCAUUGCAUACCCCGUCGAUGCCACCCCAGGUGCAAUGGCAGACUGGCUGUGUCAGUGUGCUGUGCCAUCUUCCGUCCAACCCCGUCCCUCAACCGAGACGAUGUAUCCUUCUCCCGACCCCCCAGCAGACCCGGAAUUCCAAGAUGCCGGCAUGGGAAGGAAAAUCACUUUCGAACAGCCUCUACCCUUGAACGACAUAAUAGACUCUAUUGCAAAGUCUGCUUUUCCUCAGUCUAAUGUUAUUGGCACCGACACAGAACAUACCGUGGGGUUCUCUAUAGCUAUACCCCAGGGAUCUUCAGUGUCAGAUAUCAUUAUUUCUUCAGUUGCAGCUUGUCCGGGCUCGGGGUCGUCGAUACUCAUGAAAAACGGAACUCCAGUGGCUGACUUGCUGCUCACCGGCGAGUUAAGUCAUCAUGAAGCUCUGGCUGCGAUAGAAGCUGGUUCGGUGGUGAUCACUCUCUCCCACUCAAAUUCCGAACGGGGGUUUUUACAGGGGCACAUGCGUUCGAACUUGCAUGAACGUUUGGCCCGGGAAUGGAGGGAAGCACGUACCAACAAUGAUUUGGGGAGGAGUGACAGCGAUGAAUCAGAAGUACAAGUGUUGAAGCAGAUCUUUGCCGAUGACAGUGUAUGUAUUGAUGUUAGUCAGUCAGAUAGAGACCCAUACCAGGUAGUCUGCUGGCAGAACGGGAGGGAGGCGUGA